Zea mays is the source of this 1714-nucleotide messenger RNA. RefSeq names its product pfkB-like carbohydrate kinase family protein. The coding region runs from base 96 to 1352 and encodes 418 amino acids. Gene Ontology annotation, molecular function: hydrolase activity, acting on glycosyl bonds; pseudouridylate synthase activity; kinase activity. Gene Ontology annotation, cellular component: cytoplasm. Lineage: Eukaryota; Viridiplantae; Streptophyta; Magnoliopsida; Poales; Poaceae. The transcript has 9 exons. The record is from RefSeq and is a predicted model, not a curated record.
CGCCACCGCCAAUGGCAGCAGGAAUCCUCUGAUCCUCUUUCCCGCACAUCCAAAGAGGCGCCGCCGUCCUCUGAAAAAUCCUAGCCGCUUUCUACAUGGCCGAGCCCGCCAACCGGCGGAUGGAGGCCGUCCGCCGUCACCUCCUUCUGCCUUCACCCGCGCCGCUUCGCCCUAAUCCGUUAAGCAGCCUCGCGGAGGUGGAGCCCAGCCCGGUGAUCAUUGGCGGGAUGGUGCUGGAUAUCCAUGCCAAGCCUUCCGUGCCGCCCCAUCAUGGUACCACUGUCCCUGGAAUGGUUAAAUACAUCAGUGGAGGCGUAGCAAGAAAUAUUGCUGAGUGCAUGUCAAAGCUUGGGACACAACCCUUCAUGAUAAGUGUUGUUGGAAAUGAUUUGGCAGGGGACUUCCUUUUGAAGUACUGGAGGUCAGCUGGAUUAUGUUCAGAAGGAAUUCUGCAGGUUGAUAAUGUUGCAACCCCAGUAGUAUCAAAUGUGUUUGACGGUACUGGAGAAUUAAUCGCUGGAGUUGCAAGUGUUCAAGCAGUUGAAAAUUUUAUUACUUCGAGCUGGAUUUAUCACUUCCGUCAUCAUAUUGCUAAUGCACCACUUGUAAUGCUUGAUGCGAAUUUAUCUCCUGAGUCACUUAAAGCAGCUUGCAUAAUGGCAUAUGAAUUUGGGGUGCCUGUGUUAUUUGAGCCAGUCUCAGUGGUGAAGUGUCGAAGAAUUGCACCAGUUGCAGAAUAUAUAACUUGCACUUCCCCCAAUGAAAUUGAGCUUGUUGCCAUGGCAAAUUCAUUAUCUCCAUCAGUGAAAUAUAAUUUUCACACAAUAGAGCAGUUCAAGGAGAAAGCAGAUACUGUUGAAUAUAUUUUUCAAAUGCUUAGCCCAGCAAUGUUCUUCCUACUUGAGAAGGGCAUCAAGUUGCUUAUCGUGACACUUGGCUCAAAUGGUGUUUUUAUUUGUUGCAAAGAGCACACUAACUUCAUGAAAGACCAGCACAAGUGCAAACAGACGCCUUUCUCCAGACAGCUACUUGAAAAAAUGGACGGGUGUUUUCCAUCGAACAAUCUUGUUAAUUUGUGCAGAGAAAGCUCUUCAAGAACAUGUGUUUUUCAUUUACCUGCAAUAUCGGCCUCUGUGAUAAGCCUCACAGGUGCUGGCGAUUGUUUGGUUGGUGGUGCCCUUUCAGCUCUAUGUGCAGGCUUCGAUAUCAUCCAGAGCGUUGCAGUUGGGGUUGCUAUAGCAAAGGCAUCUGUGGAAUCUGAAGCCAACAUACCUGAUGACAUUUCUGCUGCGAGUAUUGCAGAUGAUGCACAAAGUGUAUUGCAUUCUGCUAAGGUGCUUUGGUGCAAAUGAAGAAUAGAAAAACUACCAUCCCGGUGUAAAUUGAAGACAGUCAGGUGCUAUUGAAGCUAUUGAACUCUGUUACUGUUCCAACGGCACAAGACGGAUAAGAAUGAAAUCGCUAUAUAUGAUGGAUUUUUGGUUGGAAGAACAGAGGGAUCACCAAUCAGAAUUCUUUCUACUAUAGCAUAUAUUUUUCAUGUACAUUGUGGGUGCAAGUUCGAUCAAGGGAGCAAAUUCUGUUGUAUUUUUUUAGUUAGUGAGAUUAUGUGAUGAAAAAUUGGUUAGCGUCAAAUUUGCAAUUGCAAAGUGACUAAUAUAAUGACAUAAUAUAAUACACUGAUAAGAUAUAAUUGGUUGCAAGUUCAAAUUCA